Molecule: messenger RNA, 4852 nt
Organism: Malaya genurostris
Lineage: Eukaryota; Metazoa; Arthropoda; Insecta; Diptera; Culicidae
Product: mucin-5AC
Exons: 4
Coding region: 1071-3881 (936 amino acids)
Source: RefSeq, a predicted model, not a curated record
AAGAAGAGAACGAAAAGAAGCGUAAGAGCAGCAGUAGUAGUAAAAGGAAGGAAAAUUAUAUUGCCCUAGACGUACCUUGGUGCGAUUCACCGUUGUCGUCGUCGAUUUUCCAUUGUGUAGUGGAAAAUAUUUUUGCGGAAUUCGGAAGAAUCUGGUUCAAUAAUCUGAACGAAGAAAUUUUAAACCGUCGAUUGCCUAUAUCGUGGUUUUCAGUGCGUGUGUGAAGCCGAGAGUGUUUUCCCGUUUUUUUUUCUACCAUCUUCCUCUCACUGGUGUAUGAUGGUGGCGCAGGAAGUGUAAAUCUUUGCCAGCAGCAGCAAAUGGAAAAGCGUCGCGGGUUGCAUGAUUUUUGCUAAUGUAGUCGCGAAAAAAGAUACUUUUGUGGGUAUAAUUCCGUGCGAAAAGUGCAACUGAAUGUAGAAAAGAAAACUCCUUUAUCGGGAGUUUGUGUAAUUUUUUUCUUUUUCUCUGCUGUCGAACAUUGGUUGAAGCAGUAGUAGCAUCGGUUGGAGGAGGACCAGCAGAAAUUUUCUGACUGACAGUAGAGAAAGACCAAGAAAAAGAGUUUGUGGAGCACCCCUCAGAAAAACAAGAAGAGUCAGCCAGCAAAGCAGAACAAAAAGAAAACAGAUAAAACGACGAUCCUCUAGGACGGAUUGGAAUAAGGAGAAAAAGUAUAUUUUGCAUUCAUCUGUUUUGAGCCGCUGGCUAUUUUCGAAAAAAAAAAGAAUUGAUUAAUUCUGCUAAUUGACGUUUCAUUCAUUAGACAUACAGCAAAUUCUAAAACUGAAGAAAGAAUAAUAAGAAUUGGUUUCUUGCAACUUUACUCCUUUGUGAGUAAGUUUGUCUGCACUCGAAUGUAUUUAUGUAGGCCACUAGUCCUUAUGCGACGAGCAGUAAAUGCAAAUACAAACAGUAGCCGCUGAUUCAAGAAUUCAAUAUCCGAAGAAACUGUCUAUCAGCUUCAACAUCGAUAUUCUUGGAAAACAGUCAUCAUUUGGCGGCCAUAGCAAUAACAGCAACAGAUACAAGCCCUUCUGGCCCGGUUGUCAUCAAAUGUGCUGCUGGAAAUGAUUAAUACAAAGGACGAAGUCGUAAACUGGUUCAAAGAGUUAAAGAGCUACAACCGGAUAGAUACGAUGUGCACCUUGCUCAACAUGUGCCUUCCAUUCGAGCUACGCUUCCUGGGAACGUGUCUAGAGGAACUUGGUAGACGCGAUGCUCAGGAGCUCCGCGGUAUCGAACUGCGGGUGAACAAUCCUUUAGAAUUUAUAUCGGACAUCGCUUCCUGUCAAAGCGGAGAACCCACGGAUCGGAAAAAUCGUCGUAAAAUGGCUCUUUUCCUAGCGUUGAUCAGGGCUUGUAAUCAUACAUGCGUUAAUGAAUUAUUCAAAACGCUUGAAGGUUGGGGAACGCGGGAUUUCGCCCGACUUUUUGACGAAGACGUAUUGCAGGAAUUGCUGUUGGUCUAUACGAUGGCUACGAAUCAUCCGGUUUUUUCAUUUGAGCAACGCAUGAGAUGUGGCGACAUAUUUAACAAACUGAAGACUUGUGAACUAAAGCCGUCGAGUCAACAUGAAUCGGAUAAUAUAUCAAACGCGACUCCCCCUCCUAGUGCAGGAACUCCACUGGGAAUGCCUCCGCCACUUCAGCAGCCACAGCAACAUUCGGUUACGCCCCAACAACAACAAAUGCAAUUGCAAAUGCCUAUUCCAAACCAACAGACGGGGCCUUUGCCACCGCCUCAGCAAACGACAAUUCCGAUCCCGGGUUUUCCGCAACCUACAAUAGCUCAGAUGAUCACUGGUGAUGGUAGCAUGCCUGCACAUAUGACAGUAGAAGGCCUCCAGCAGAUGCAAAUGCAGAUACCUCAGGACUUCACAAUGCCACCACCUUCGACCGGGCCACCUCAUUGGACGCUUCGCAAUCCUAUGUUCCAGGUGGGACUAGAUACUUCUUUUCCCCCUCCAUCAUCAUCGCCCCAUUUGAGCAAUCCAUCGUCACCGAUCCAUAGUCGUACGGCGAGUCCGACGAGGAUUCCUGCGAGCAGUGUGCAGCAUCGAAUCAGCCGAAAUCAGCAACCGACCCCAGUGGAGCAGCAGCAAACGCAACGGCAACAUCAACAUCAUCACCAGCAGGACCAUCGAGAUAGGGAUGUACAGCAACAAUCGCAACAAUCAUUGAAAUCAGUUGAUGAGUCGGUGCUGGUAGGGGUGGACCAAUCAAUGGCAUUAACUCAGCUUCAGCAAUUGCGAAACGGAUAUCGCCCCAGUCACAACACGCUGCCACGACAGUCGAACAAGCAGAGUUAUGUAAACCAGAUUCAGUUCCAUCAUCAACAACAGCAGCAGGCUCAUCAACAGCAGCAGCAGCAGCAGCAGCAGCAGCAGCAGCAGCAGCAACAACAGCAACAUCAGCAAUCUAGUUUUCACGGCAGUACUGGCUUGGGAUUGUCCUACACGUUGAAUAAUAUAAGUCUGAUUGAUCUGACGCAAAAGUCUAGUAGCGAUUCUGGUAGCUCAACUGGGGAAAUUUCUCCACCGGAGACUCCUGGUUUGCAUGUGGCACCAUCGAACAAUAUAGGCGGACUUGCUCGAAGUAGAUCGUCGAAUAUGGGCAGGAUUAAUGGGCGUCCGGAUAAGCAGCAACAAUUAGGCAGUUCUGUGAUAUAUACUCAAACAGCAGCACAGCAGCAAGCUUCUGUUCAGUCCCAGCAGCAGUUCGUCGGCGGUAGUAACGAUAUAAUGGUAACAUCCGCUACACAAAAUUUAAUUAGUAAUUGUAAUAAUAAUAAUAACAAUACUAUGAAUAAUAGCAAUGGAAAUAACAAUUGCGUAGUGUCAAGCGCUGUAUUAAUAGGAGCUCCGACGCCAACGGUUGGUGGCACGAACUUAGUUCUGAGCUCGCAACCACAGUUCACUGCUCCUUAUCCACCAUAUCAUACGGCGCAUUUGGCUGCAACACGACCUGCCCUCUUGUCAGCCCACGCUGCGACAGCACUUCCGCCGGGCACUGCAUUCCGACCUCCAGUGUAUCCAACGAUGCAGCACAACGGAGAGAUUAUUUAUCCGUAUACGGCCCAGGUCGCAACCGUUGGUGGAGGUGCAACCAUAACAUUUCUGCCUCCAUCUGCCGCAGCGCCGGUAGCUACUAGCACCCAGACUCUACAAACAAUCCGGUCAGUAGCAUCGUCGCAGCAACCACCCCAACAGCAGAUUCAGUCACCACAUUCGCAACCCCCGCUAAUACAGCAAAAGGUGCCCCCGGCUUACACACCUCCUGCAGCCGUUGGAGCUGCGCCUUCUCAGCUUCCUCCAAGUGCUACAACUCCGACGGGGAUGUAUUCAGCUAUGUCCUGCUUUAAUUGUGGUUCUCAGAAACACACUGGACUGGACUGCCAAGAAGCUUCUAUGGAGGACGUGACGCGGAACUCAGUUUAUAAGUUGGACUACAACGCGGCGAUUGCAGCCGCCGCGGCCGCUGCCGCAUCGGUGUCGGGGUCGUCCCAGCCAAACAGCGUUACGCUAGCAGCGUCAGUAACUGCACCUUCGUCGUCAUCACCGCCCUCGUCCGCUUUGGUGUCGUCUCUGCCAUCUGCAGUGUUGUCUUCUGGCGUGUCUCUGGUGUCGUCGUCCUCGUCAUCUUCGUCAUCUUCUUCUUCAUCAUCUUCGUCCUCUUCUUCGUUAGCUUCCUCCUCGGUUGCGUCAUCAACAACGGCACUGCCGCUACCGCCAACACCACACCAACAACCGCAGCACGGACCUAACCUUAUUAGUAGUAGUAGUAGUAACAAUAGCUCGCUAGACGCCCCCACAUCUGUAUCAACACAAACGAUAAAUAAUCAAACGGAUAGCAGUAGUAGUAGUACUAUUAGUAAGUGAUUAUCAAUCUAAACUAAACCUUAAAAAAGAAUGAAAAAAAAAACAUAUUCUAUAAGAAGGAAAAAUAAUUUAAUGGUAACUAGUGAGUAUACUCUCCAAAAAAAGGAUAACAAUCUAAACAGCUAUAGACAACAAAAACACACAACUCUGAGCUAAUCAGAACUAAUGACUUAGAAGAGUGAAUGCAAAAUUAGAAACAAAGAAAUUGUUUUAUUGCUGCGAUUAUUAUCCAAAACAACAUAGUGAUAAAACUGGGUUUACGAGAGAAAGAGAGAAAAAAGACCAAUUGUUGGUUUUGAAGGCGUGCUCCUACCAAGGAUUGGAAGCGAUUGAGUUUCAUCGGUUGGCAAUGGUUCAGUUCCCAAAAACAGUAACUUAAUUGCCGUCGAGUGCCAUUUUUAUAUAUAUAUAUUUUUUAACUGGGGACGCAGAUGCGAACAAAAAUGAAUGCAUAGUGAGCAUUGAUAUUAGAUAUUCAAGAACUACACGAGAACGAAAAAACAACAACAAAACAAUACAGACAUGUAAUAAUAAAUCUUUGAAGCAAAGCUUUCCGCAAAUUAUGGGUGACAAAUGAAAGAGAUCGAAGUAGGAGCACGGCAAUCAAGAGAAAUCUUAUUGAUUAAGAUCAAUCAAGCAUUAAUUAAACCAGGUCUUAAAGUGUUUUUGUGUUCUGCUAGGACAAACCCAAUAACUCAGAAUAUUUAUUUUGCUUUGCCCUUUUAUUUUAUAGUUUGUCAAUAUUGCUAUCGCUGCAGUAGUUUUUUUUUCUGUUUCGUAUAGUAUCAGUUUUUAAGAUUACUACUUAUUAUUAAUACGCUAUAAGGACUCUGCUCUGCGGGCAGGUAAAAAAAAAAGAUUGUAGAAGAUCAAGUUCAGCAUAAAUCGAAGCAUACUUUUUUUAAUUGUUUAUUUAAAAAUAGUUAUGAUUUAAUGUAAUACAGUGUAAAUGUACUUGUUGAUACGGUUAA